This is a messenger RNA of Stylonychia lemnae, 654 nucleotides long. Lineage: Eukaryota; Ciliophora; Spirotrichea; Sporadotrichida; Oxytrichidae. The record is from the annotation of a GenBank genome assembly.
AUGGAAAUCAGCAAGUAGAAGCAAUACUCAUCGAAUUCAUCAAUAUAAUCUUAUAUGCUGGAUGAAUAGACUGCGAUAUCAGAAAGAGUUACAACGGUUAAACCGGAAUAAGUCCAAAAGAUAUUUGAAAUUAAAAUAUGUCAAAGAAGACUCAGCAAAUUAAGAAAAUUACAUGAGCCACAGAGGAAGAGAAAAUAUAAUUACAAGAGUGUCUUAUGCCCUAUUUGUCAUAAACCAUUUUUUAAAAAAGGAAAUCUGAAGGUUCAUAUGCGAAACCACAGCGGCGAAACCCCUUAUUAAUGUAAUUUUUGUGGGAAAAAGUUCCGAAGUGUAGGAAAUAUGAGAGAUCACAGCAGACGCCAUCUCAAAACGAAAUAAUACCAAUUAGUAAAACACAUUUCUCUGAAGCACACUGAGUCUGGAAUUUAAAAAACUUAAAGGUCUAGAAGAUCUGUAGGUUAUUUAGAACCCAUCAGCCAUUCAAUUAGUAAAGGACAGUAUUCCUAGAAUAAAAUAAAUUAAUGCUUGGCACCAUUUAUUGAGGAAGAAUAAAUGAACCAGCUGAGACAAGAUUUUAUAGAUUUUUAAAGCCAAUAAUAACUUUUUGCUUCACUGACAUAAAUUUCAAAAAAAAAUCAUUUAAAUAUGGCUUGA